Messenger RNA from Lathyrus oleraceus (garden pea), 1284 nucleotides. RefSeq lists its product as uncharacterized. Lineage: Eukaryota; Viridiplantae; Streptophyta; Magnoliopsida; Fabales; Fabaceae. The coding region runs from base 1 to 1284 and encodes 427 amino acids. The record is from RefSeq and is a predicted model, not a curated record. The transcript has a single exon.
AUGGGUCUCAAGUUGAAAUAUUUCAAUCCAUUUCCAAAGCUUAAAGAGGAAGCGGACCCAAAAAAGAUAGCCUUAGCCCUAAGUAUCAAUGUCCCAACUGUUCUAGACAAUUGGGUCGAGAAAGAGGGUUUCAAAGGUUUUGCCAUGAUGUUCUUGGAAGAAUUAGCUCUGAAGUUCAAGAAAAAAGGAAACUGGAACUCAUUCUAUGAUGUGUUGGCUUUAUUAAUCCAUGGGACUGUGCUAUUCCCAAACGUUGAAAAGUUUGUGGAUCAUGUAGCCAUAGAAGUCUUUCUCUUUGGCAAUCCUGUACCAUUUCUCUUAGCUGACAUUUACCAUGCCCUUCACGCUCGAUAUGAAAAGAGUGGUGGAACUUUGUUAUGUUGUGCUCCUUUACUUUAUACUUGGUUCAUGCAACAUAUGCCCGAAAAAGGCCCUUUUGUGGCAAAGGAACUUAAAUCUCUUCAAAGACUAGCUUCUUGCACCGCAAGUUCCAUCCGAUGGUAUAUCCGAGAGUGGGAAACCCUAGACAUCAUUGUCAACUGUGGGGAAUUUCCUAAUGUACCAUUGUUAGGUACUAAGGGUUGCAUAAAUUAUAACCCUAUGUUAUCUCGAAUGCAACACGGCUACUCCAUGGAUGGUCCUCCUGACACAAAGGACAUACAACCAUUUUUUCUCUUUGAUAUCCAAGCAAGUAAUCCUGAUGUAAGAGUGAUCCGAAAGGCUUGGUUGAAGAUUUUUAGGAAGGGUAAAGAGUUUGGAAAAAGAAACACUCCUGUCAAAGAACCUUACACUCGAUGGGUGAAAGAAAGAGUUGAAGAAAUCCACUUUCAAUUUAUCUUUAAUGCUUCAGCUUUUCCUAAAAUUCCUGAGCCAAAGCCUAUACUCCCUAAGGACAUGGAGAAACUCACUGCUAAGGUUAAGGAGCUCGAGUUGGAGAUUACCGAAUUACGGAUUCAGAUGAACCGAGCAAUCUUGGAAAAUAAAUAUUUGAAGGAUGAACAUAAGGGGAAACCCCAGGAACUUGAGGAUAGUAACAAGAGAGCCAGGCUAUUGGAAGACCAGAAGGACGAUCUUGAUCAUAUCCUUAUAGGUUGCACAUCAGUGAUCCGGACCAGGAAGGAAGAGCUCAAGAAAGCUGAAUAUAGAAUUUGUGAGUUAGGAAGAAUGUUGGAUAGAUCUCUUAUGGAAAAGAAAGAAAUUAAGCUCGACUUUGAGGCACAGAUCCGUGAACUGAAGGACACUCUGAAGAAAUGCAAAGAAAAGUUAUCUCGCGAGAUACUCUAA